Drosophila arizonae is the source of this 803-nucleotide messenger RNA. RefSeq names its product C-type lectin domain-containing protein slf (gene slf). Lineage: Eukaryota; Metazoa; Arthropoda; Insecta; Diptera; Drosophilidae. The record is from RefSeq and is a predicted model, not a curated record.
AUUAUUUCAAAUUACAAAGAUGAAAGUCACUCUGGCGUUAGCGACUUUCUGCCUUGUGGCUGCCUGCGCCGCUGCGCAAAAGGGCAGAACCACCACAACCACAGGCACCAAGCCGGGUCGUUUCCUCUCCCUGCCAGUGCCCGCCAAGUGCGCUAGCCGCCCCAAGGAAUUCUCGUACCGCGGCAAAAACAUGUUCCUAAGCACCCACGUGCCGGCGCUUGCCAACAGGAAGGUCGACUGGUUGGAUGGCCGUAACCUGUGCCGCGAAUACUGCAUGGAUCUGGUCGCCCUGGAGACCCAAGAGAAGAACAACCUGAUCUUCCGUGUCAUUCAACAGAACGAUGUCCCAUACAUCUGGACCGCUGGCCGCAUUUGCGAUUUCGCUGGUUGCGAAAACCGCCCAGAUCUGGAGCCCAAGAACAUCUAUGGAUGGUUCUGGUCCGCAACUCGCGAGAAGAUCCAGGCCACCAACCGCAUUCCACAGGGCUGGGGCUACAAUCCCUGGUCGCAGACCGGCCACAAGAAGCGCCCACAGCCCGACAAUGCUGAAUAUGACAUCAACCAGACCAAGGAGCAGUGCCUGUCCGUGCUGAACAAUGUCUACAACGAUGGCAUCGCAUGGCACGACGUUGCCUGCUACCAUGAGAAGCCCGUCAUCUGCGAGGAUAACGAGGAGCUGCUGCGCUAUGUGGCGGCCACAAAUCCGGGCAUCCGUCUAUAAGAUGUUCAUUAUCUUCGUAUUGUUUGUGUAAUUUUAAAGCUACUUAUUAUAAUACUCCCUAAAAUGAGUUUUUUUUGUAUAA